This is a messenger RNA of Prunus armeniaca (apricot), 165 nucleotides long. NCBI's taxonomy places the organism in Eukaryota, Viridiplantae, Streptophyta, Magnoliopsida, Rosales, Rosaceae. The record is from the annotation of a GenBank genome assembly.
AUGGGUGGUGGAGGUGGUGGUGAUGUGGGGACUGGGUCUGUGAGGUUUGGUGGCAGUGGCAGAAUCAGUGGCGGUUGUGAUGAUGAUGGUCUGACAAUCAUGGCCAUGUCCACCGAACGGAUUCUUGGUUUGUUUUUGUUUUUUGAAAAUGAAAACGGGCGCUGA